AUGAUGAAUGUUUCUGCGCUUCUACUUCUCCUCUCGAUUUUCGUUACAACCCUGGUAUUCGCCUCAUUUCUGAAAAAUCUUCAAAUUAAAAUCCGUGUCCAGAACGCGUACGCAAUCAAAAACGUGACGGUGGAUCGGGCGGUCGAUCAGAUGCUUUUGAAGAUUGAAAAUUCGGUGCGGGACCACAAUUCGACCGACUUCCACUCGUUUUUCUCGCCGCAUUUCGAUUCGGAGUGUGCGUGGAAGUUUAUCGAGAUGAAAGAGAGAGUGUGGAAGAGGUGUAGACGGAUGAAUCGCUCCGAGUUUUGAUUUUUUUUCUGGAAAAGAAUAAAAACACCCAUCAUGAUUGAUUGUGUCGCUAUUCGCAUCGAAAGUUUCCAGCGUGGUUCGACCGCUACUACUCGAAUCUCAGCUCACAUCAACUGGCAUCGUUUGUCGUAUGAUUCUUGCCGCCCUUUUCUUCCGUUUCACCAAUGUUUCAGCUCCGACGCUUCGGACACGUGGACGCUCGAGGUGUCGACUUCAAAUUCAAGUUCUCCGAAUCGCACAACGUCAACGAUCACAUGUUGCUGCGCUCGUUCAUCGCGUGGACCUCAAAAACUCCGAAUAAUGAUUUUGCCAUCGAUACUGUUCGAUAUUAUGGAGAGUACUGA
Molecule: messenger RNA, 653 nt
Organism: Caenorhabditis sp. 36 PRJEB53466
Lineage: Eukaryota; Metazoa; Nematoda; Chromadorea; Rhabditida; Rhabditidae
Source: the annotation of a GenBank genome assembly